AUGGCAUGCGACGCGAAAGAGUCCAUGGCGUUGGACAAGGUCGUCAAGACUUUAAUGCCACGUUUGGCAGGGAUCCGGCGCAAUAUGAUGGUCAUCGAGAUUCACCUCGUGUGCGACAUCGCGAUAAGCAUUGGCCUUGUGGGCUCCAAAUCUCCACAGGGUCUUGGGCGCCGCGCUAAGCCACUAACAACACGAUCUGCCGGGUGGCAGAUCCAACGCCAGGGCAACGCCAACAACGGGCGCCAACCCUCAAGAGACCCUAACCCGUCGGUACAACCUCAUACAAAGUAA
Messenger RNA from Neurospora tetrasperma FGSC 2508, 291 nucleotides. RefSeq lists its product as uncharacterized. The record is from RefSeq and is a predicted model, not a curated record. The transcript has 3 exons. The coding region runs from base 1 to 291 and encodes 96 amino acids. NCBI's taxonomy places the organism in Eukaryota, Fungi, Ascomycota, Sordariomycetes, Sordariales, Sordariaceae.